UAUGUGUGUGCAUAUUUGUGUCUGCAUGUGAUUUUGUUUUAUGUUUUGUGUUACUUCAGCAUGUUUUCCUGGCGGGUGUCAGUGCUACUGUUCUUCAUAAGCACAUGGCCAGGCGGCGCUGGAGUUGUUACCCAGCAGGCCCUGCACCAGUAUCCAGCCCCAGAGGUGCAGCCCCAGACCACACAAGACACAGCGACUCCUGAGGCCCCUACACAUGUGCAGUUGCAUGUGACUCUGGGCCAGACCGCUCUCCUGCCCUGUGGCCUCCCACACCCUCCUCCUUCUCUGGGUGUCCUCCUGCUCUUCUGGCAAACCAUCACAGACCUGGUGGUUCACUCCUUCCACAAAGGCCAGGAGGAGUUUGAACAUCAGUUCUCUGCUUACUGCAACAGAACCAGGCUCUUCACCAGUCAACUGCUGUUUGGUAACUUCAGCCUGGAGUUACAGAACGUCUCUGAGCGCGACAACCUCACCACCUUUAAGUGUGUUGUGUGUUAUGACACCCUGACAUGUACUACAAGAUGGAUUGAGCUGUGGACAGACGAGAUACGAGAUGUAACAAAUGUUGGGGAGGAUGAGCCAGGAGCGCCCCCUAUGGGCAGAAGCGUGUGGUCCAUUGUUGGUUUGCUGGGCCUGCUGACCCUGCUGAUCUUGACCAUUAUUAUUAUUAUCCGCUGCUGUCCAGGCAUUGGAAACAAGUGCAGCUCAUCGGCCCCACACAACAGCACUGACCCAGAGCGUGGUGAGGGACCUCAGCACGGCCCUCUGAUGGCAGAGGAGGCCACGGGGGAGCUGGAGAUGAGAGAGGAGCGAGGAGGAGAGACAGAACCAAAGCAGGAUGGAGGAGAAGGAGGACCACGGCAGUGGAGGACCGCUCUCUGUCCCCGCACAAUGGACACAGUGGAGGACAGCAACAACAACAGCAACAGAAGACACAUCUCUGAAUCACCCAUGUGAGAAACAACG
Messenger RNA from Sardina pilchardus (European sardine), 966 nucleotides. RefSeq lists its product as uncharacterized. Gene Ontology annotation, cellular component: external side of plasma membrane. The transcript has 5 exons. Gene Ontology annotation, biological process: cell surface receptor signaling pathway; negative regulation of T cell proliferation; cellular response to lipopolysaccharide. Lineage: Eukaryota; Metazoa; Chordata; Actinopteri; Clupeiformes; Clupeidae. The record is from RefSeq and is a predicted model, not a curated record. Bases 61 to 957 code for a protein of 298 amino acids.